AUGAGUAAAGUGAAGGAGCUACUAGAAGCCAAAGCUGAUAUCAAUCAGCAAGGUGGGUAUAAUACACCACUGACAGCAGCAUGUAAUGGUGGACAUAUAAGUGUAGUGAAGGAGCUUAUAGAAGCCGGAGCUGAUAUCAAUCCUAAAGGUGCGGGGUGGACAUAUGAGCUACUAGAAGCUGGAGCUAAUUUCAAUCAGCAAUGUGAGUAUUCUACACCACUGAUAGCUGCAUGUGGAGGUGGAUAUAUGAAUGUUGUGAAGGAGUUAUUAGAAGCCGGAGCUGAUAUCAAUCAACAAGGUGAGAUUCAUACACCGCUGACAGCAGCAUGUGAGGGUGGACAUACGAGUGUAGUAAAGGAGCUAAUAGAAGCUGGAGCUGAUAUCAAUCAGCAAGGUGGAGAUAAUACACCACUGACAGCAGCAUCAUGUAGCGGUGGACAUAUGAGUGUAGUCAAGGAGCUACUAGAAGCGGGGGCUGAUAUCAAUCCACAAUUUGAUCAUGAAUCACCACUGGUAGCAGCAUGUUCUCAUGGACAUUUGAGUGUAGUGAAGGAGCUAAUUGAAGCGGGAGCUCUUAUCAAUCAGCAAGGUGAUAUUAAUAAACCACUGUCAAGUGCAUGUAGCGGUGCCUAUUUGAGUGUAGUGAAGGAGCUAAUAGAAGCGGGAGCUGAUAUCAGUGAAAUAUGUGCAUGUGAUGGUGAAGGUUUGAGAAUAGUGGAUCUGCUAAAUCUGUAUCGCUCUUGA
Messenger RNA from Saccostrea cuccullata (small rock oyster), 744 nucleotides. RefSeq names its product ankyrin repeat domain-containing protein 17-like. Gene Ontology annotation, molecular function: protein binding. The transcript has 3 exons. Bases 1 to 744 code for a protein of 247 amino acids. The record is from RefSeq and is a predicted model, not a curated record. NCBI's taxonomy places the organism in Eukaryota, Metazoa, Mollusca, Bivalvia, Ostreida, Ostreidae.